This is a messenger RNA of Saccostrea echinata, 2356 nucleotides long. Its product is annotated as transforming growth factor beta activator LRRC33-like. Lineage: Eukaryota; Metazoa; Mollusca; Bivalvia; Ostreida; Ostreidae. Gene Ontology annotation, cellular component: membrane. Bases 363 to 1535 code for a protein of 390 amino acids. Gene Ontology annotation, molecular function: protein binding. The transcript has a single exon. The record is from RefSeq and is a predicted model, not a curated record.
ACGACUGUAAUUUAAGUAAUUGCACCAAUCUAUUGAUGGAUUUUUUCAGCUAGGCAGCUACAAUUUCCACAUUCAGUGUACACGAGAAAAAUUCAUUUUGCGACCUCUUGCGGCGAUAUCGAAUCCACUGUACACCGUAAUGAAAAGGUAAACAUACACACGCACCUGAGUCAAUGACUGAGUGUUUGUACCUGCUAGACACGAUUGCUUUGUUGUCUGUCGGUUUGUCACACAGGUUUACGAAUCCCUCAAUGUAACACGAAUUAAAGAGCGUUUUAGCUAGACUUGUUCUUUUCGUCACUCGGGCGUGUGUAUUGGAGUUUAUAUCAGUUUUGGACGUGUACAGGCUUAUAAUUGACAGUAUGGAUAACCACACCUGGGGAAAGGUAUGCAUUCUGGUAUUUGUGAUUAUGGUCUCUUUCUUAACAAAGGGUAUACUUAGCGAUCCAUGUCGACCAGUUACUAAUCAUAUAUUGUGGUGUAAUGGGAGUGGAAAUUCGGAAAUUAACCAAACAUUUAUUACCGAAGUUUUGAAAACUAAACUUAAAUCAGAUUUACAAGAAAUCCAUAUCUUCAACGGCAAUUUCAGUGAGUUACCUGCCAAUGCUUUCGGUAACUGUGCCUUAGGAGGUGUCAAAUUAAAUAACUUAGCGGAACUUGUGUUGUCCAAUAAUGAAAUCAGUUUAAUUCAUGGUAAAACCUUCCAUUGCAUGCCGAAUUUAAAGAAACUUUUUCUGGACAAUAACAGAUGGCAAAUUCACAUGGACAACAAAAACCAUACGGGGUAUUUUAACAAUCUACCAAAUCUCGUGGAACUGGACUUGACGUCUGCUUUCUAUGUGGCAGAAAACCUCCAUAUCAUUCGAUUCCGACAAGUGCUUGAAAACAGCAAUUUUAGAAAGCUCGAAACAUUGCGACUUGGUGCGAAUGACAUGCAGUUUGUAGAUGACGCAUUUGGAAAAGCGCUCUGUACUAUGGAUAGCUUGAAGCAUGUGAACCUACAAUUGAACAGUCUGUAUAAGUUGGAGUUUACACAUUGUUUCCAAAAGGCUAAAAAUCUGGAAAAGAUAGACCUAUCAAACAACGCCCUUUCAACCCUGGACAAGAGAAGCAUGGAUGUGUUUGACUUUAUAAGGCAGUCUAACAAAAACUUCACGGUAAAUCUUCUGGGCCAACAGUGGUCAUGUGACUGCCACAUAAAAGAGUUCAACAAUUGGAUACAUAAUACAAAAGUCCACCUUACUGGAAAGGACAAAUUCAUAUGUCACGAUGGGGCUAAUUUCCAUAAAAAAAUCAUCCAUCUGACGGAGGCAGAAAUGGUUUGCAAUGACCCAGGUAUUGACAGCUCUGUCCAAGCUGGAGUAGUGGUCAUGAUUGUCUUACUCGUUAUAAUUGCUGUGGCGGUGGUAGUAGUUGUUGUACUUUACAGAAGCCGUUUGACGUCAUUUGCACGUGGCGUCAGGAAGUCGCUAGCGCGGGAAAGUCACGUGCAGUACUCCUCGGUAGACAACGCCCCUCUUACGGCUGAAGCUUGAGCAAAAUCUCAUUAAUUUAGCUUAAUGCUUUGUGUUAAACUCUGACACGCAUAUUCCUUCAAUUUGCUCUUUGAAACCAUGUCUGUGACGAUGUGUUCUGCCAAGUUAAGUACACGUAGUAUAGAAUAUAAGUAUAUAUAGCUGUGGCCAAGGAAGGAUCUAAACCAAAAAGAAAAAUAGUGUGCGAGGGUGUCAGUGCAUGAACCAAAAACAAGCGCGGACAAAAACACGUGUGAAAGGUGCUGAAGCAAUAUGAAAAGAACUGACUUACUAAUAUAUACUGCGUUUGUAUUAUUGAUACGUUUAAUAUGCACAGGGAUCAUUUUCUGUUUCAUUUUAUUAGUAAGCAUCUAGAAAUUAAGCCAGCAUUAAGAUUUAGAGUCAACCGAAUACAUGAACUAGCAAGCAUUUCAACUAAACAAGCAAGCAUUACAUGUGCCAGGCAUUGAAGCAUUAAUCGUACCCGAAUGUCGGUCAGUUCUUUUAAUACGUCAUAUAAUUUAGCACAAAUAGGGGUAAUUAAUCAGUAUUGAGCAACAAACUCUCUUCUUAAUGCAUAACACAGAGGAGAACGAAGCUAGUUGUGAAUGUGAAGAACGAAGCUAGUUUUGUUGAAAUUCAAUAAAUCUAUUUCCUGCAUUUGUAUGGAAUUACUACCACCAAUCCGCCAUAUACGUCCAGUAGCCUACGGCAGAAGCUAAAGCUUUAAGAAAAUGAACUUCAAUGCUUAGCAGAAAAUGGUAAGAGAAGAACAAAGCCAGUUGCAAAUGCGAAGAAUUCAAAUGUAGUAUCGAAAUUCAAUAAAUCUAUUAGUUUUGAAA